GCUGAACACCGAGCCGGAAGCAGGAAAAGAUAAAUAUGUUGGGAUACUAACAAACUGGAACAAAACAUCGUCUUCAGACAACAAUUGCACUGUAAAAAAAUACUUUGCUUUCACAAGUCUCUGUAAAAUUCCUAUAAAACUAUCCCUCAUUUUGAUUACAAAUGUUGGUUAAAAAUAGUUCACUCUCUGCUAGUAGUAGUAGAGUAGUAAUUAUUGACAAUAAUUUAAGUAGAAUAAGUGCCGAACAGCUGACGGAGAAAUUUGAAGGAGAGCAUUGUUACUGCAGUUAGUUGAGUUAGUGAGGGUUACAAUUUAUUGGCUUACCCAACUUAUUAUAUGAUAUUACAGUCUGUUUCUAGCAGUUGUUACGCACUGACUUCUAUUGUGAGAAAUUAACCUCUUGUUUUAUGUUAUGGCUCCUCAAAACAGUGCCUAACAAAGGAAGAUACCAUAGUAGGCACUUGGAUACAAAAUUUAAAAAAAUUCAAAUAAUUUUUUUAAUAGCACAGUUAGUUAGAGCUAAUUUCAAAUAAAAAAAUGAAACCAGAAUCAACUUUUUAGCUUAAGUACUUUUUGAGCUAUGAAUUUUUAAAGUGUGAGUUCGUUUGGUAUUUUUUACUAUGGACGAAACCUCCACAUCUUGUGACCUCAUUCCGCUGAUCGCGUCAUGCGCAAUGACUAUAUACUUUAUAUAAGGCAACGCAUCGCCUUAUCACUAAAAUACUGUUUAGGGUCGACUUAGUUUAAACUUUCAACUUUGGCACAUGAAUAAUUAAUUAAAGCUUUCCCUGACCAAUGGUAUAGUAGUUUUUGCACACGGCAAACUCUUAUGAAUGAAACUCUGAGGUAGUACUACGAUACAGCCGUUAUGCAAGUGGCUGUGAAUGGUUGCCAAUGACAACGUGUUGCACACGGUAAAUUUUGAUCAUUUAUAAUAUGGAUUCUACCGGGUUGUUAAAGCUCAAAUUAAAACAUUCCAGUUUAAAUGUCUUCAAAAUGCAUUCUGAAACACAAGUUAUCAAUUAUUUUGAUGUAGAUAGUGGUAAUAAAUUAAUAUUUCCUAAGUAUCGGCAACUUCCGCCAUUACAAAGGGGGCGUGGCCCACCCCAUGGCGAAAUUAGGUUGAGCGAGCUGCAUGACCUGCUGCGAACGCGUAGAAACAUAGCGUCUCUCGUAAGACACUUAUCGCUGUGAAAAUUGGCAUACAUGUAGAUCAAUAGAUUCCCCAGAUGCAAAAAAAAUUUGGUAGUGACAAAUUUUUUCCUUCGACUUAAUUUUAAUGAUGAAAGUUGCCUUAUAUUUACCAAGGAUUUUCUCAAAGCUGACUGAUUGUAAAUGAAAAAGAAAUUGAUUAAAAUGUAGGCCAAGAUGUCUACCUAAUUAUAAGGCCGAAAACGGAACUCAAAUAUAUAUCGAAAGUACUAAUUUAAUAAUAAAUAGACACACACAUCGGAAAAUUAAAAACUCGGAUUUUUUGGCGCCGAUUGCGAAAUCCCAUACACAAAAAGUAGUAGUCUCCCUUGACUUACCGAAGUAUCUAUACCAUAGUGUCUAUUGCCUCCUGUAUUCCAACCCCCAGUUAAUAAAACCACUGCUGAGUCGCCCUUGCAACCAGUGAAGUAUCCCAUUGAAACCCAUGAACAGUAACAUCGCAAACCCCUCUGAAACAUAGAAGCCAGAAUGAUCAAUUCAUUGAUCGUGGGCCCUUAAAAUAAAGAAGAAGAAGAAGAAAUACAUUAACAAAAAUAUGACACUGAAAACAGUACCAAUUACAAUUAAUAAAAUUUAAUUUAGUAAGAAUACAAUUAUAAAACAAAAGAAAUAUAAUUACAAAUGAUCAACUUACAGAGUCUGGUAGAUCUUGUACCAGUACACAGUUAGUACAAUGUGCCAAUUAAUAAUGUACAAUGAUGAAAUGCGAAUAAACACAUAUAUAAGAACACAAAGAAUAAUGCAAAUCUCGUAUAGUUACAACUAUCUAUCUGAAUCUCCGUCCCUCUCUGUGCCUGUCAAUCCCUUAUAUAUGUGGGUCAACCAACGCGUCUUACUUAGAAAUGCCCUUACUUUUCUAAUACAAUCGAGAACCUUCGACAAGAUACUAGUAGACCUACUAACCAUGUUUAAUUGGAAGGCGGUAGUAAACAAGAUACAUCAAAGGAUUUAACCACGCCCACAACAAAUGUUACCGUCUGCUAGGAGUCUAAUGCGGGGGUCAAAGAAAGUUCACGCUUUGGGAAAAAGUGUACUACAUAACACAGUUCAGUUAAACAUACAGUAUUAUAUAUAACAGUUUGUUCGUGGGUCUUACUGUGAAUAUACUGCAACGAUACUAAACAUUUCCAAAUAUAGGACCUCAGCGAUCUAUAAUAAAAAUUCAAUGUAGUAAUGUAGGUACAUUAAUACUCUCUAAGUCUAAGCACAGCCAAUCAUGGACGUUGCAAAAUGUUGCAAUUCAAUACUUUUAUAACAUGGGUUUGGAAACUAGCCUAGUUAUCAGACUGUCAUACAUAUUUUUGUAAAUUGAAAAGAGCUGAAAUGAUGACAUUUGUUUAUUGCAUUUUUUUCUUGACAUUGAAAGGUUUUUAGGAAAGACAUGGAGCUCUCUUGACAUCCUUUCAGUUGCCAUGAGUGGAUAAUAAAGUUGGAAUUCAAUAUUGAAGAAUUAACAUAAUGGUGAGUAGAGUCAUUUCAACAAAUAUUUUUGCAAUACUUAAUUGAUUAAUAUUGAAUCUGCUGAAUUGUAAAGAUGUACAAUGAAAUACAAUUUUUUUUAGGAAAUCUGAAUUAGACUGUGCUCUGUUAUUCACUGUUAUAUUUUUCUCAUAAGUCAUUAUGAAACUUGUAUUUUGAUUUCAUUUCAGGUAUAUUGAAAGGAAAUAAAUGGCAUCUGAGAGUCGAUUUGGAUCCAUUUUGUCUUCAGAAUCUAUUAAAGUUAUAUCAGAAUCCAUUGGAAUCUCUGGCUUAGCAGAUGAAGCAGCUUCAUUUUUGUCAGAGGACAUAUCAUACAGGCUUAAGCUUAUUGUGCAGGUACCUGUCAUUAUAUCUGGAGAAAUUGAUUUGUAAUGAAAUUAUGUUUACAUCUUUUUAAUUAUAAUGUAAUUAGCAGUUUUAACUUUUCAAGAACCAAAGACUCUUGAUUGUUAAGUGACUUUCAUACUUAAUUAGAUGACUUAGAUUUUAAAAUCAUCUAUUUGUAUUUAACACACACAACUCUGUAGUGACUAUAGAACUUGUUUUUUUUUUUGUGGAUAAAUUUUCUUUGGCAAAAAAUAACUAUAAGAUUCUCAAUUAAAUAAUAAGAGUUUUUUAAACACUAAAAAUAUUUACUUGCAGAUUCCAUUUAAUAUUAUCUUUUCUCAGGAAGCUGAAAAAUUGCGACAGCAUGGGAGAAGAACCAAGCUAACGUGUUUGGAUUUUGAUCAAGCAUUACAAAUAAAAAAUGUUGAGGUAUAACAUAUAGGCUGGUUCCCAAAAUUUCUUAAAGGAUCCUGCAAAAAUAUUUUAACGAUGGGUUGAUAACUAUGCAGAAAUAAAAAUUUAGGUUUAAAAUAUUUAUAGUGGCAUGAAGAAUGUCACACACCAAUUUAAAUAUAAUUUUUAAUGUAUUGUGAAUUGUUUAAGUGAUUGAUGACUUAGUUAUUUUAAUGUAUGAACAACUUCAGCUUUCUUUACCAAUAAUAGUAAAUAAUUUAAUUAUGAUGGUUCUUGAUGAUUCUAGCCAAUAUAUGGCCACACCAAUAAAGAUGGCUACAUCCCCUUUCGGCAUGCUAGCGGGGGCGGGCGAGAAAUCUUUUUUACUGAAGAAAAAGAAGUAGACCUUCAUGCUGUUGUAGCAGAUCCCCUGCCAAAAAUACCAAAUGAUGUCACUUUAAAAGGUUUGGAACUGACAUAACCACAGUAUAGUUGAAAAAUAUAAUUUUUUUUUUCUCAUUUUAAAAGAUAUGUUUAUGUAGAUAUUGUUUCAGAUGCAUUUAAAAGUUAGUGCCUAAUUCUAUUUUAAAAUGUCAAUAAGUAUACCUACUUUCUAGCUCACUGGCUGUCCAUUGACGGUGUUCAGCCUGCUUUACCUGAAAAUCCUCCACCUGCCACUAAAGACCUUCAGAAACAGGAGAUCCUGGAUACAUCUCUGAAAUCUGGUGGAAACAGGCAAUUGAAACGCCCACACUUAGAUGCCAACAAACAUAAGCAUCAUAAUAAACACAAAGAAGCAGUGAUGCUUAAAAAUUUGGCCACUCAUGAACUGUCUGUUGUGAGUUUUUCAGCAUCAUGUGUCCACAGAUUUGAAUUUUUCUCAUUUACUUGCAAUCAUUGUAAUUAAAACUCAUCUUAAUAUGAGUGUUGAUACUUAGCUGAGAAGAUGUGCUUUUAUUAUUUAUUGCUUAAUUAUUUAAAAUAACUGCAACUUGAUUAGAAUACUUUUAUCCACAUAAAGUUUAAUUGUAUAUCAUCAAAAUAUUACUCAUUUACUUAUUAUAGUUUUUGUACUAUUCUGUUUGAUGAGCAGUAUAUUUUGAUUAUGUGUCAAAGUCCUAAAGUUAUCACUUAAUAACUGAAUGAAGCUUAUUUUUGACUUGGGAAUACUUGCUGAUAUGUCAUGUAAUAACCACUUCAAUUUGCAUUAGACUUUGAUUUAAAAUUAUUAUAAGCUUCAUUUGUUUUUCCUUACAUUUGCAACAUUACAGGAGCAGCAGUAUUACUACAAAGAAAUAACUGAAAGUUGUGUUGGCCCUGAUGAACAGAAAAGAUCUGUGAGCAAAAGAGUAUAUUUUCAAUAAUUCCUUUUCCAGCCAUUAUUUAUUCUUAAUUUUUUUAAAAAGGAAUUUAUUGAAAUAUAUUUACAGAUAAAUUAUUAAUAUGUAAUUAUGAGAUAUAAUUUAAAUAUAUAUAACAUACAUUUCUUAAAACAUUCUUGUGAUUUUUUUUUAAAUUUGACUGUAAUGUAAGAAAACAUAACCUCACAUUUCUAUUUAUUUUGUAAAUGUUUCACUUUUAUAAUCCUGCGGUUUUAUUAUACUAAAGGAAGCACUGCAGAGUUUACAGUUUGAUCCAGGUCUCCAUCAAAUGCUACCAAGGUUUGUGGCUUUUGCUUCUGAGGGCGUCAAGAUCAACGCUGUGCAGAAUAAUCUCGCUCUUCUUAUCUACCUCAUGAGAAUGGUCAAAUCUUUGCUAGACAACCAAACCAUUUAUUUGGAUAAAUAUGUAAGUAAUCAUUUCCAUUCUGUUAUUGGGUGUAAAUUUAAAAUGUUUUGAAUCUUAAUAAACUAAUAACAUAAAUUUUAGGAUGCGGCUAUUCGGACCCGGGUCCCUGUAGACAAAAUGGCUAUUCGGACCCGGAGUGGUUCCAUAUAGAUUAAAUGGCUUCGGACCCGGGUGCAGUAAUAGUAUGAUUAUUUUUAAAAAAAAAUUUUUUCUCUCAAUUGUUAUUUCAUAGAUUCAUAGUUUUAUUCUUUUUUUUUUUUUCUUUUUGCUUUGUUAAAGUUCUUAGUAGUUUUUUUUUUUAAUUUUUUUUAAUUUUCAGCAAUGUUCGUAGAUUAAGGUUUUAUUUAUAUCUAGUAAUCAAGAUAAAAGAGAUACAUUUAUAUUUUUUAUAUUAUAUUUUUUUUCUUUAUUUUUUUUUUAUUUUUUCAUUUUUUUUUUUUUUUUUUUUUUUUCUUUUUGCUUUGUUAAAGUUCUUAGUAGUUUUUUUUUCUAAUUUUCUUUAAUUUUCAGCAAUGUUCGUAGAUCAAGGUUUUAUUUAUAUCUAGUAAUCAAGAUAAAAGAGAUACAUUUAUUUUCAUGAGAAUUUUAGAAAACUAAUAAUAUUAAUGUACAGUAAUUAUUAAGAUUAAAUCCUUCAUUAAUUUAGAUUUAUCUGUAUUAUUUAAGUUAAAAGUAAAAGAUUUAAUUACACAGUACUUAAUGGAAUAAUUAGGUAUGCUAAAUGAAAAUUUAAUUCAAAAUGAAUUAAAUUCAACUAUUCCUCUAAAGAGAGCUUGGCUUAAUCAGAACAAAAAACCUCACCUUUUCGCUGGGAUUGGUAGUAAUACAUCUGAACACCAAUUGUUUUUCCUGAUAACUCAUUCGUAACUCUAAUCUCCUCUCAAUAAUCUUUCUCAUACUUGACUUAAUUCACAAGAUAGUUGGAAUGAACAUCUUGGAGGAUGCAAUUGCAUAAAGCAUGAGAAAUAGACUUAUUAUUUUGAAGGGCUAGUCCUUUUUUCAACCAUACCUGGCUACUGGGUAUAAAAUACAGGCACAUGAUUAAAAAUUUAAUAAUAAAAAAAAAAUUAAGUGAAAGUGGUUUCUAAACAUUUUUGUUUAGUUUUUUAUUUGAGUUUGUGUACCAGUAAUCCAUAAAAUAAAUUAGGGGCCAGUAUGGAGUAGGCAACCAAUUAAAGUAAAAGAUUUCAUUUUAAAUUGUUUAAAUUGCUGCAAAAUAUUUAAAAACUUCUCAUAAACUAUUGUAGCUAAUGAACAUGAUAAUAUAAAUAUAAUAUAAAAUAUUUUUAAUUAAAAUGGGGAAGAAAAAAAAAAUCGAUCCCAUACUGGGAACCUGGGAAUGGAUACUGAAAUAUAAUAUCGUCAAGCGGUCACUCUACCACAAGACCACACAAGAUCUUAUUUAUCAGGCAUAUCUUAAAACUAGACCAAUUGGACAAUUUUGCUGCGGUGCAACCGCCACAUGAUCAAUGGAAAAUGGACCCCACGUGAUCAGUCGGGUCCGAAUAGCGAUUUUGGCUAACAGGACCCGCGUCCUAGCCACUUCGUAAAUUUUAUAUGGUCUCCAUAUCUGAACAACUUAAAAAUGUGUAAUUCUUAACUCAUUGGUCACUGAUCCUAGUGCCAUUUCUUAGCAGAAUCUACAUGUGCCUUGACACAUGACGUUCAUUAAAUGAGUUAUAUAUUUUUAACUACCAAUUGUGUGUUUCUCAGAGUUUCUGUUAUAAUUCAUAUUAGUUUUAGAGUAGCCGUUUGUUAACUUUAAACAAAUUUAUAAAGAUCAUUUUUAAUUAGCUUUUAUUGCUUUCUACUUGUAUGUGGUUGAUUUUUUUUGUGGUAAUCAUUUAUUAACAAGACUAGCCAACUUUCAUUUUUUUCACUUCUUAUUCAUCAGCUUCAUGACCUGCUGCCAACAGUGAUGACAUGUGUUGUGAGUCGUCAGCUGUGUCUGCGACCUGACAUGGACAACCACUGGGCACUACGAGACUUUGCAGCAAGACUGGUGGCACAGAUUUGCCGGUCUGUUCAUAUAUUUAUAUUGUUUUAUUUAAAAUAAGAAGAAAAAAAGCUUUUUUUGGUUAUAUAUUUCGCACAAAUAUAAAUAGAAAAAGCACAUUUCACAAAUAUUUUCAAAGUUUUGCUUUUAUUUUCUAGGAAUUACAGUAAUAAUACCAAUAACAUACAAGCCAGGGUGACAAAAAAGUUUAGCAAAGCUAUCCAGAGUGAGAAUGUAGCACUAGCUACCCAAUAUGGUGCACUGGCAGGUCUUGGAGAGCUGGGACCAGAGGUCAACUGAUUUAAUUUAUUACUUUUUAGCCUGAACUUGCUCUCUACUUCGCACUUCAUUUAGCAGUUGUCGCUUGCCUUGUUAACAGGCUAAACUAUAUAUGAUGUAAGAAAGCUAACAAAAUCGUGAAGAUGUAUGCUUAGUUUCUUUUCAUUCAAAUGGCAAACAGGGUUAUUUUGACCAAUGAAACUUUUCUCAUCGUUUAUUGGAAUGAUAGACUUGUAUUUAAUUGUUAUAAAUGUAUUUCUAAAGUUCAGUUUAUAUUUUCUAUUGAACUAGUAGGUGAUCAAGUCAUGUUUGCUUCCAUACAUAUGCAUACUGGGGGAUAGGAUCAAAUCAGUCAAUGAAGGGACAGCACUAAACAGUGUGGACAAGAUUGCUGCUGAACACAUCAAAAGGCAGCUUCUGGUAAGAUAAUUUUGUCAUAAAAGCUACAUAAAAGUCAGUUUUUAAAUAAAAUCCUCUCAAAAUAAUGCAAAUUUGUUUGCAAGAGGAAAGCAUUUUAAUGAACCCUGACAUGCAUCUUAAUUUCAAAUUACAUUUUGUGCACUGGAGCAAAAUUUUUAUAGAAUUGAAUCAUUUUGUAAAUUUCCCUAAAAUACUUCUGUUAUUUUUUCCCCCACAUAAAGAAAUAUCUUCCUGCUGUCCUCAAAACAUUUCACAACAGUACUGAAACUGUUGAUGAGUUUAAUGUUGCCUAUGGCUACCUGGGACCUAUGAUGUUUUCAAUGUUUUCUCAAAAAGAGAAGAGUUUGGCAGCUACGACCUCAGCAGUUCACCAACUUGCUGUACCCAGAUCAACAUUGCAAUUGACACAGGUUAAAUACAUUUUUUUAACAAUUUUAUUUCUGAAUUUUUUUUCAUCAAAUGCAUAUUGUAGGGGGACAGCACGAUAGCAAAGAAUUUUUUUUUAUAUGCUUGGCUCCUAUGGUUUCACUUUCAGCGCUAGAUAAACAGUUGAUUUUAUUUAUUGUUUGGAGUUAUUUUAUUAUUUUAUAUUUUGGAAUAAUUUUAUAUUUUGGAAUAAAAAUGUUAACGACUUAAGAUAAAACAAAAAUAUUUUUAAAAUAAAGAGAUAUAUGUUUACCAUUUUUUUCAGCGACCACCACAAAUAGUGAUUCAACAGCAGCCUAGUACACCUGUUCCAUUAAUCUCAUCGCCUUUUCUUAAUCCCUCACCUGGACUCUCCUCUAUUAACACCCGACCGCUGUCUUCGCUACCCUCAACGCCAACUGGUGUACCAGGACAAAAAUUUGUUAUAGUUUCUCAAACAAGACCCUCAACACCUAUAGGCACACCAACUCAGGCUGCACCCUUGGUGAAACUGGUUACAACUCAACAGUCUUCUCUAACAACCAGUAUUUCAGCAGGCCCUCAAAAAAUUGUUGUGAUUCAAGGUGGCCCUAAGCCUGAAGAUAGUGUUGGUGGAGGCAUACGCACAACACUUUUGAGUGGACCCCCAGCCACAACAUUUGUUCAACAGCCUUCUACUACAACUUCUAGUAAUAUAAGUGGCAAUGAUACUUUGUAAUAAAUUUUUAUACACAAAAAAAGCAUCAAGAUAAGAGUUAUUUUUAAUUAACAACAAACAUACUUUCUACUGAAGUAAUUUCCAAAUCACGUUGGAUAAAAUUUUGAUUUUAAAAAAAUAGGCAAGUAGGGCAAAGUUAAAAAAAAUUCAUAUGACCUUAUGAUGACAUAAGCUUCAACAAUUCACUUUUAAAAAUAACAUUUGAAAAUCAUUCUUUUAAUUUUAUGUUAUUUUUUUAUUUCCCUUUGCAUUUCAUUUGUAAAACAAAUAAAACAACAAAAAAUCUGUACCGUAUUUGAAAGUUGUUGCAUUGAAAAUAUUAUGUUUAUGUAGUUUUUACCAUUAAAUGUUUGCUGGCUUUAGUACUUUGGUAAAUAUUUACCAAUUUAAACUGCACAGUUAUAAAAAAUAAAGACUUAUUAAAAAGAUUCAUUGUCCAAUAUUUUUUCUUCCAUAUCCUUCAUUUAAAAGAAAGAAGCUACUACAGAUUCAUGCACCUUAGGUCAUGUCUCCAUCUGUAUUUAUUCUAUUGUUUGUACUGCAUGGGUGAAAAUUAAUUCUUAAAUGGCAUUUAAAUUUUUAAAAAAGAAUUAAUCAACGUUCUGUUUAUGAAAAUUUGGUAAAUAUAUUUUCUUGACAUGGCUGCAUUUGUUAUAUGCACUCUGUUUAAAAACAGAAUUUAUGCCGCCAUCUUAUGUUUGCAUCAUUAUUAUUACAUAAUUGGUAAAUUAGGGACAUGAUUUUAAAUAUAGAUUAAAACUAUUAGUACUCUUGAGACUUACUAAAUUGUAGCUUUGCAGUGUUCUGCAAAUCAGUGAUGUCGGGGUAUACGAGCUUUUGGUUGAGAUACCUAAUAUGUGAAUAAACGCACAUCACCUGAGUGUAAUUAAAACAAAUUUGAUAAAAUUAGGAAAAGGCUUUCAAUGUAGUCUAACUUUAUAUGAUUAGGCCAAUGUUAAACAAGUACUAAAUGAAAGAACUUGCACAAUGAGUGAUAAAAAUAUUUUCCAGUUUUGUUUACUUAAAAAAUUUAGAAAUGUUUCCCUUCUUCUUCUUAUAUUUGAGGGUCCCACAAUCAAUUUGUUGAUCAUUCUGGCUCCUGGUUUAAAUUCAGAGUUUGCCUUCUCUUAGUUGGGUUGCCAUCCAAGGCUAACCAGUCCCAUCCACCCAGGGUGCUUGGGAUGUUGGCUUUGGUGGGGAUUGAACUCCAGACCAUCAGCUAUUUGGUUAGAGACAGUUUAGACCGCUCGGCCACCCAGCAAGAUGUUAUUGUAUUUUUUAAUUCAUAACAUAUGCUAUUAGGCUCUCUCUGCAGCUGUUCUUUGUAACAAAAUAACCCGAAGAGAGAGUUGCAGAGAGGAAUGCCCUAUAAAACACUCUUUACAACUCUACUACACAUUGAUUUCAAAUUUCAUCGAUAUGGAAUUUACCUAAUUGAUCAACAUGUUAAAAUUUAACAAAUUUGUCAAC
This is a messenger RNA of Lymnaea stagnalis (great pond snail), 10487 nucleotides long. The record is from the annotation of a GenBank genome assembly. Lineage: Eukaryota; Metazoa; Mollusca; Gastropoda; Lymnaeidae.